AUGCCUAAGGUGGUGGCGGCGGUGUUGGCUCUGGCCCUCACCUGCUGCCUGUGCUCUGCCGCCAGCACGGGGAAGGCUCAGCAGCAGCAGCAGGAAGCAGCGGAGACACCUGCCGUGGCCGUCGACACGCCCCCUGCUGACGCGGCGCAGACCACCACAGCCGCUGCGGAGGGCAGCGACGCGGCGGCCGAGGCGGCGGACGGGAAGCGGGACAAGCGCUACUUCCCGUACGUGCCGCCCUGGUACACCGGGCCGCUGCCUGGCGUGCUGGACCUGGCCACCGCCUACCCCAGCUGGUCAGCGGGCUACUACGAGCAGCACGCAAGACACGGCUACAAUCCCUACUGGUCCUACCGCGGGCACGACUCCUACUACUGCGCCUACCCCGGCCACUACCCGCACGCCCGCGGCACCCCGCCGCGCGGUGACUUCCCCCAGCAGGCGGGCUCCUUCAGCGGACACCAACCCCACGCCACGGCGUUCCCGGGCGGGAUGCAGGGUCAGGAGCAGCCCGGCGGAACCAUGCCCUUGGUGUCACCUGGUGGCUCAGGUAGACCAGGGCUAGUAGGGUCAUUUCCUGGACCAGGGCCAUUUGGUGGACCAGUAAGUACUGGACCGGGUGGACAAGGGCCAUUUGGUGGACCAGUAAGUACUGGACCGGGUGGACAAGGGCCAUUUGGUGGACCAGUAAGUACUGGACCGGGUGGACCAGGAUCAUUUGGUGAACCAGGAAGUAAUGGACCGGGUGGACAAGGGCCAUUUGGUGGACCAGUAAGUACUGGACCGGGUGGACCAGGAUCAUUUGGUGGACCAGUAAGUAAUGGACCGGGUGGACAAGGGCCAUUUGGUGGACCAGGAAGUAAUGGACCGGGUGGACAAGGGCCAUUUGGUGGACCAGGAAGUAAUGGACCGGGUGGACCAGGAUCAUUUGGUGGACCAGGAGGUAAUGGACCGGGUGGACCAGGAUCAUUUGGUGGACCAGGAGGUAAUGGACCGGGUGGACCAGGAUCAUUUGGUGGACCAGGAGGUAAUGGACCGGGUGGACCAGGAUCAUUUGGUGGACCAGGAGGUAAUGGACCGGGUGGACCAGGAUCAUUUGGUGGACCAGGAGGUAAUGGACCGGGUGGACCAGGAUCAUUUGGUGGACCAGGAGGUAAUGGACCGGGUGGACCAGGAUCAUUUGGUGGACCAGGAGGUAAUGGACCGGGUGGACCAGGAUUAUUUGGUGGACCAGGAAGUAAUGGACCGGGUGGACCAGGAUCAUUUGGUGGACCAGGAAGUAAUGGACCGGGUGGACCAGGAUCAUUUGCAGGUCCAGGCAGCAGCCCCUUUGGCGGCCCAGGGGACGACAAACCCUUCGGUAGCCCAGGCGGUAGACCCUCAAUGGGGCCAGGUGGAGACAAGCCCUUCGGUGGUCCAGGCAGUAGCCCCUUCGGUGGUCCAGGAGACGACAAGCCCUUCGGUGGUCCAGGCAGUAGCCCCUUCGGUGGUCCUGGCAACGACAAGCCCUUCGGGGGUCCAGGCAGCAGCCCCUUCGGUGGUCCAGGAGACGACAAGCCCUUCGGUGGUCCAGGCAGUAGCCCCUUCGGUGGUCCAGGAGACGACAAACCCUUCGGUGGUCCUGGCAGCAGCCCCUUCGGUGGUCCAGGAGACGACAAGCCCUUCGGGGGUCCAGGCAGCAGCCCCUUCGGUGGUCCAGGAGACGACAAACCCUUCGGCGGUCCAGGCAGCAGCCCCUUCGGUGGUCCAGGAGACGACAAGCCCUUCGGCGGUCCAGGCAGCAGCCCCUUCGGUGGUCCAGGAGACGACAAGCCCUUCGGUGGUCCAGGAGACGACAAGCCCUUCGGCGGUCCAGGCAGCAGCCCCUUCGGUGGUCCAGAAGACGACAAGCCCUUCGGCAGCCCAGGCGGUAGGCCCUCAAUGGGGCCAGGUGGGGACAAGCCCUUCGGGAGUUCAGGGAGCAGCCCCUUCGAUGGUCCAGGAGACGACAAACCCUUCGGUGGUCCAGGCAGUAGCCCCUUCGGUGGUCCAGGAGACGACAAACCCUUCGGUGGUCCUGGCAGUAGCCCCUUCGGUGGUCCAGAAGACGACAAGCCCUUCGGCAGCCCAGGCGGUAGGCCCUCAAUGGGGCCAGGUGGGGACAAGCCCUUCGGGAGUUCAGGGAGCAGCCCCUUCGAUGGUCCAGGCAGCAAGCCCUCCGGCGGCCCAGGGGACGACAAGCCCUUCAGCAGCCCAGGCGGUAGGCCCUCAGUGGGGCCAGGUGGGGACAAGCCCUUCGGUGGUCCAGGCAGCAAGCCCUUCGGCGGCCUGAGCUCCAGCUUCAUCAAUGGUCCUGGGGGAAGCAAGCCCUCUGGAGGUUCCCCAAUCAAAGCCACCCCUUCCGGCAGCGACCCCAAGUUCCCCCCUUUCAGCCUCCUGGGGUCCGGGUCCCCCUUCUCAGGGGACAAGAAUGACUUGCGGGUGAGGGACACGCAGGCGGUGCUCUCCGAGGACAACGGCGCCGCCAAGCCCUGAACCACGCCGGCACUGAUGCAGAAUGGGCCCCUCUCUCUCUCUCUCUCUCUCUCAAACCUCUUCCCUGGCUUGCAUUGCAAUAAAAGGAAUAAAAAGUC
Messenger RNA from Eriocheir sinensis (Chinese mitten crab), 2612 nucleotides. RefSeq names its product spidroin-2-like. The coding region runs from base 1 to 2514 and encodes 837 amino acids. The record is from RefSeq and is a predicted model, not a curated record. Lineage: Eukaryota; Metazoa; Arthropoda; Malacostraca; Decapoda; Varunidae. The transcript is spliced from 5 exons.